AUGAACUUCAGCUCCAAUCCGAGUGGCAGUCCCAGUGCCAGCCAAUCGAUCUAUAGGAGCUACCUGAUGCACUCGAGGAUCGACAUGCAGGCCGAGGACGCCAAUGCCUAUGUGGCCAGGGCCCUGCGCCUGGUCAUCGAGAACGUGCUGGCCCAGCUGAGCACCACGCUGGUGGUGACCAUCUCCUCUCGCCACCUGGGCACCGGCCAGUGGUUCGAGUACAUGAUGAACAACCUGAUGGACUCGUGGCGAAUGGUGGCCGUCCAGCUGCUGCGCUUCCGUCCGGAUUUGGUGGCCGCUCCCGUGCCCGGAAGGAAGCGGGUCAACCUGCUGAUGGUGGACUCCUUCGCCGGACUAUUGGACACCAACAUCGCGCAGAGCAAUGCGGACUUCGAUGACCCGGACUACUACUUCAUCUUUCUGCAGACGCGGGAUCACCUCAUUCCCCGCGAGCUGCAGCUGAUCCUGGACCACUGCUUGGCCCACUUCUGGCUGCACUGCAACGUGAUGAUCCAGACCGCCCAGGUGGAGGUGCUGGUCUACACCUACUAUCCCUACACGGCGGACAGCUGCCAGGCGGCGCAUCCCGUGCAGGUGAAUGCCUUCGAUGGCCGGCACUGGAGGCGCAACUCCAAGAUGUUCCCGGAUAAGCUCAACCAGAUGCACGGCUGUCCACUGACCGUGCUCACCUGGCACCAGCCGCCCUUCGUGGAGCUCGUCGGGUAUGCCUCGGAGAUUGGCCAGCGGGCUGGUGGCUUCGAGAUCCAGCUGGUGGAGCACAUGGCCCGCCGGAUGAACUUCAGCCUGCAGCUGGCCGACAUUGCGGUGCAGCGACCGGAUGCCCACCGCCUGGCGGAGGGUGCCAAGGAAGGACCCAUCGAAAGGCUCCAGGACCGGAAGGCCAACCUGAGCAUGGGCUAUUUCCGGAAGACGGCGCGCCGGAACCAGCUGCUGACCACGCCCAUGUCCUACUACUCCGCCAACCUGGUGGCCGUCCUCCAGCUGGAGCGCUACCGCAUCAGUUCCCUGGCCCUCCUGGCGUUUCCCUUCGAGCUGUCCGUCUGGCUGCUCCUGCUCCUGGCUCUGCUCAUCCACCUGGGCCUCCACCUGCCGGGGAGGAGUUCAAGUCCCGGUAGACACGAUGGUAGUGGUGGCCUGCAGGUGGUGGCCCUGCUUCUGGGGGCCGCCCUGGCCCGCCUGCCACGCCCCUGGAGGCACCGCUUCAUCGCCGCCCACUGGCUGUGGGCCAGCAUUCCCCUGCGGAUAUCCUACCAGUCCCUGCUCUUUCACCUGAUCCGCCUGCAGCUGUACAGCACACCGUCCUUCUCCCUGGAACAACUGCUGGCGGAGGGCUUCCAGGGCAUUUGCACGGCGAACACCGAGCGGUUGCUCCUUGAGAUGCCACUGGUGGCCCGCAAUCCGGGUAGCCUUCACUCCCUGGACACCGCCUCCGAUUGGGAUGUUCUCAGUGCCCUCCAGAGGAAUCGCAAUGGGAAAAUAUUCGCCGUGACCAAUCAGGAUGUCACCCGAUCCUUUAUGCACUCCUCCAGUCAACCCGAUGCCUAUCACGUGGUCAAACAGCCCGUGAAUGUGGAGUACAUCGGAAUGUACAUGCCCAAGCACUCGUUUCUCUUCGAGAAGGUGGACGACUGCAUCCGGCGACUGGAUGCCAGUGGAUUCAUCCACGCCUGGCAACGGGCAGCCUUUGCCGGCGUCCAUCGGAGGGAGCAGAUGACGAUGACCAGCCGGCGGUACGUCAACCACGCCAAGCUCUCCGGGAUUUACGUGGUCAUGUCGGGGAUGUACCUCCUCUCCGGUCUCGUGUUCGCAGGGGAGCUCGUCCUCCGGCGGAGAAGCUGGAGAGUCCUUAAAUUCUACAAAUAA
Messenger RNA from Drosophila biarmipes, 1884 nucleotides. RefSeq lists its product as uncharacterized. Lineage: Eukaryota; Metazoa; Arthropoda; Insecta; Diptera; Drosophilidae. The coding region runs from base 1 to 1884 and encodes 627 amino acids. The record is from RefSeq and is a predicted model, not a curated record. The transcript has 3 exons.